AUGCCUAUAUCUACGAACCUUCCACAGGAGACUAUAAUGCCAGACCUACCAGAACAAGUGCAGACAAUGCCCCUAACAGAUUCCACCUCUUCCAUUGCCUCGCUCCCUAUGUACUACCCGACCAGUGCGUUAUUAUCGGACUGGCCAGAACAGUACAUGAGGGCACGGUACAGGCCAACCCCUCCUGUUGAUCCAUCUAUUCUAGCAAGCAUGAAGAUUGUAGGUUCCAUUGGCUAUGCACCAAAUUUACACAACAGGAAAAGGAAUCAGGUGCCUUACAAGUUCAGCCGAAACAAAGGACCAAAGUCAAACUCCAACGAGAAUUCAACAGGCAAGAAUGAAGAUGGCAUUGCAGUGCACGUUCCCUGGAGAUAUCGCAAAAUGGAGAUUAAAUACAGCAAGUUGGGGAUGGACGACUUUGAUUACGACCAGUAUAAUCGUACAAGUUUUUCGGGGCUGGAUAUGUCUCUCCCCAAUUCUUAUUGCAAUCCUAUGCUACAGAUGUUCUACUAUGUUGCCCCUCUUCGAGCACUGAUGAUGUCCCACUUGUGCGAGCGAGAGUUCUGCUUGGUGUGUGAACUGGGAUUCCUGUUUCACAUGCUGGAUGUCAGCAUGGGCCAAGGGAUACCUUGCCAUGCAUCCAACUUCCUCAGAGCAUUUAGAACAAUACCUGAAGCCUCAGCCAUGAGUCUAACACUGUCCGAUCAGGAUAACAGGGCAAAGAUUAACUUUGCUUUGAAGAUUCAGAGUUGGAACAGGUUUGUCCUACAACAGUUGCACACCGAAACACUCGAAGAAAGAGUGUCUGCUGAAGGACGACCGCCGUCUGUGCCAGAGGCCCCACAAGAAGCACUUACUGAAGAUUCACAGGCCAGCCAACCCGCGGAGGUGCAAGUACCAGAAGAAAAAGCCAUUGUUAUAGAUGGCAAAACCAUUGAAUGCCAGGACAAGCGGGAGUUUUCACCCGUCGCUGACAUAUUUGGAUCGCACACCGUCAGCGUCAACAGAUGUACAAGGUGCAACCACGAGAUCCACAAGGAAACCACGUCAUUACUUGUCAACCUUUCCUAUCCUGAAUUUAAUAGUGACUCAUCACCAGGCAGCAUCCCCUUCUCCUCGGUGGUGGAGCGCAGCAUGAGCCUGGAGCAGACGAGGCAGGCGUGGUGCGACUCCUGCACACGGUAUCAGCCCAUAGAGCAGUGGAGGCGCUACAAGAAACUGCCAAACAUCCUCGCCAUGAACUGCGGGCUUGAUAGCGCUCAGGAUGUUAAGUUUUGGCGGCACCAGUUUGAGAUCUUGCUGACAGAGGUGCGUGACAAGCUGAAGAAGGAGGAAGGGGAGAAAAAGGAGGCAGAAGGCAAGUAUGGAUCAGAGGAGAGAGAGAACAGAUUUCCUGACAGAGUCACACCGUCGCUUACCACAGGUAGCCCAUCAACUCCUUCAAAGCGAUAUCCUGAGAAUUCGGCACCGCAGUCCCAAGGGCGACCGUGCCGAUAUGGUAACGCUUGCUCAAGAUCUGACUGUAGGUUCUGGCAUCCAGGACGUGAUGGGGGAGAAGGUCAACAGCCAGUUCAUGUCCUAAGCCUUCUAGAUCAGACCAUGGAGUACUCAUGGGUGCCGUUGGGCAUGAGAGCAAAACUGAAUGAAAAUGGAACAGUAUCCUUGUCUGACAUCAGCAAAGCAGAGCUUGAAGAGGGAGUCGAAGAUGACAGCGGCGUCAUCUAUGACCUCGUGGGUGUCGUGUCGCACAUCUGUGAUCCUCGUUACCCCGACAAGAACAACCUGGUGGCGUGUAUCAAGGUGGGCCCAAGCUACCAUGUGCAGGCAAAGGUGUCGUCUGUUUCCCAUUGGUACCUCUUUAACGAUAUUAGCAUUCAACCCAUAGCUCCCGAAGAAGCAGUCUGGUUCCCCUGCGGUUGGAAGACCCCCUGUGUCAUGUACUGGCAGCGCAGACAGUUGCCGCAAGAAAUACAGAGCCUCGGGCCUGUUAACCCCAUAACAGCUGAUGUGUUUGGAGAGGAUAAGUCUCUUGCUCAACGGGGAAGGAAAAGAAUUACAUUUACACCUUUAACAGCAGAUGAAAUGCCUGGGGAAGGUGAUUUGGUGGCCAUGGAUGCAGAGUUUGUGAACCUCCACCAAGAAGAAGCAGAAAUUCGCAGCGAUGGCACUCGGACUACCAUCAAACCUUCACAUAAAUCAGUUGCAAGAAUUACUUGUAUAAGAGGACAAGGACCCUUGGAAGGUACCCCAUUCCUGGACGAUUACAUAUCAACGCAGGAGCAGGUGGUGGACUACCUAACCCAGUUCUCGGGCAUCAAACCGGGAGACCUGGACGCCAACUUCUCUCAGAAACACUUGACCACCUUGAAGAGUACCUAUGUGAAACUGAGAUACCUGGUGGACAAGGGGGUGAAGUUUGUCGGACACGGGCUGAAGAAUGACUUCAGGGUGAUCAACAUGACAGUGCCAAUGAGCCAGCUGAUAGACACGGUGCACCUCUUCCACAUGUCGCACAAUCGCAUGGUGUCCCUCAAAUUCUUGGCGUGGCAUUUCUUAAAACUCAAGAUCCAGAGCGUGACUCACGACAGCAUUGAGGACGCCAGGACUGCCCUGGCACUGUAUCAGAAAUACUGCCAGUUAAAGGCCAGCGGAGACUUGGUGAUGGAACUGCAGAAUCUCUAUGAAGCGGGGAAGAAAGCGCAGUGGAAGGUCCCCGGGGAAGAGGAGGAGGAGUGAGUGGGGUCUCGCUUUCCUCUCGCACUCCAAGAGGUGUCAGAACCACGCCACUGUGAUCUCUGAAAGUUGAUAAAUGCCGAUGAUGCAAAAAAUUUUAAAUGUACAAAGUUGUAGGGUUGCAAUAACUUGCUGAGGUGGGAUGUUCAGAGCUAAUGAUUUUAAUUUUUUAUUUAUUAUUAUUUUUUUUAUAUAUAAGAAAUUUUUAAGGUUUUGGUUCCCUGGAUAUGUCUGCAAACUACCCGGCACAGAGAAUGGAUUUAGCCCAGUUGUCGACGAAUGAUAUACCUCACUGAUCUCAAGUUGCAAGUUACAAGUGAUAUGAUAACAAUACUCUCUCUCUCUUUCUCUCUCCUUUUUUAUUGAUAUAUUUCAGAAUUGGAUACUCUGUCAUUUUGAUUAUAAAAAAAAAGAGAAAAAAAAAACUUUGUUAAAAAAAAGGAAAAUAAAAAGGAAAAUUGAAUUUAAAAUCUUUCAACUUUCGGAAGAUCUAAUUCAAAAUCUUUCAGCCGUCUGUUGGAACAGAUAAUUCACUCUCUGUGAUGUUUUUGCACUUCUUUUCGUGAAACAAAGACAAUAGAUAAGAUUUAGAAGUAUUGAACACUCAUACCUAUUUUUUUAUGAUAUUUUUUUGCUGCCAUACCAUUUUGAAAAGAGUUACAGGUGUAUUUAACUCAUGUUUUAACAAAAGCGUCUGCGAAUAUGUACGUUUUUUUUUGUUUUUUUUAAUAUAGUGUUUUCUUUUUGUUAUGUUUUUAAAAAUCAUCAUAACCGAUUUUUCAUAUAUAUUUUUAUAGAAAAGAAAUGUUAUCACGGCAUUAUGUACUUGAAGUUGUGUAAUAUAGGAGGUUAUGGUUUUAUAAUAUUUGAAUAAAAGGUAGGGCUUUAAA
Molecule: messenger RNA, 3623 nt
Organism: Penaeus indicus
Lineage: Eukaryota; Metazoa; Arthropoda; Malacostraca; Decapoda; Penaeidae
Gene: PAN2
Product: PAN2-PAN3 deadenylation complex catalytic subunit PAN2-like
Exons: 16
Coding region: 1-2736 (911 amino acids)
Biological process (GO): nuclear-transcribed mRNA poly(A) tail shortening
Cellular component (GO): P-body; PAN complex
Molecular function (GO): nucleic acid binding; poly(A)-specific ribonuclease activity
Source: RefSeq, a predicted model, not a curated record